This is a messenger RNA of Tarenaya hassleriana, 2296 nucleotides long. Its product is annotated as L-type lectin-domain containing receptor kinase VII.1. Gene Ontology annotation, molecular function: carbohydrate binding; protein kinase activity; ATP binding. The coding region runs from base 123 to 2096 and encodes 657 amino acids. Gene Ontology annotation, cellular component: plasma membrane. Gene Ontology annotation, biological process: protein phosphorylation. The transcript is spliced from 2 exons. Lineage: Eukaryota; Viridiplantae; Streptophyta; Magnoliopsida; Brassicales; Cleomaceae. The record is from RefSeq and is a predicted model, not a curated record.
UUUGACUUUCCCUUUCCAAUGACUAAUCUGCUGAUUCAAUCCUUGAAUUCCACCAUUAUCACGUUGUAAAACCUUUCGUUUCAUCUUCGUCUCCUUCUUCCUCUCGCCACUGUUCCUCUCCCAUGGGGGUUCUCUCCAGAGCUCUCCUCUUCCUUUUCCUUCUCCCUCUCCUCUCUCUCAAACCCAUCUUCUCCGUCGAUUUCAUCUUCAACGGCUUCGAUGGUUCUUCCUCUCCCUCUCGUCUCUCUCUCUUUGGCAACGCCACGAUCGAGUCUCGGGUCUUAACAUUGACCAACCAGACAUCCUUCUCCAUCGGUCGGGCUCUGUACAGAGACAGGAUCCGGACCAAAGACCCUGAAACCUCCUCUGUUCUCUCCUUCUCCACUUCUUUCAUCUUCUCCAUGGCUCCUUACAAGAACACUCUUCCUGGGCACGGAAUCGUCUUCCUCUUCGUGCCCUUCGCGGGAAUCAACGGCUCGAGCUCCGCUCAGCAUCUGGGUCUCUUCAAUUUCUCCAACAACGGCGAUCCGAACAACCACGUCUUUGGAGUUGAAUUCGACGUGUUCGCCAAUCAGGAGUUCAGCGACAUCGACGAUAACCAUGUCGGUGUCGAUGUGAAUUCCCUUACAUCGGUCGAUUCCUACACAGCUGGGUACUGGUCCGAUGUCGAGAGGCAAGGGUUCAAGAGAGUGAAGCUCAACGAUGGAAGAAAUUACCAGGUCUGGAUCGAUUACAGAGAUUCACUGGUCAAUGUAACGAUGGCGAUUGCAGGUAGGUUGGUCGAAUCCCAUAAGAUUCUAGCUUGGAGCUUCAGUAACUCGAAUUUCUCGUUGAGCGAGAGCUUGAUCACAUCUGGUUUGCCCUCGUUUGUUCUACCGAAAGAAUCCGUUGUCCGAUCGAAAUGGUUCGUUUCGGUCCUCGUCUUGGUCGUUUUCAUCGCCGUUUCCUCGAUCGCUCUGUUGUCUGUUCUUGUGGUGAGAAGGAGAAGCGAAAUGGCGAGGAGGAGAGCAGAGAUGGAGGAUUGGGAAAUGGAGUAUUGGCCUCACAGAAUAGCCUACGAGGAGAUCGAAGCAGGAACUGAUGGAUUCUCCGACAAGAACGUGAUAGGGAUCGGUGGGAAUGGGAAUGUAUACAAAGGCGUGUUGCCGGGAGGUGUCGAGGUCGCGGUUAAACGAAUCUCGCACGAAAACGGCGACGGAAUGAGGGAGUUCUUGGCUGAAGUCUCGAGUCUCGGAAGGUUGAAGCAUCGGAAUCUAGUGACGUUACGAGGAUGGUGCAAGAAAGAGAGAGGUGGCAGCUUCAUGAUGCUGGUAUACGAUUACAUGGCGAACGGGAGUUUGGAUCGACGGAUAUUCGACCCGAGAAACGUGGUCCUUAGCUGCGAAGAACGGAUACGGAUCCUGAAAGGAGUGGCGGCCGGAGUUUCGUACUUGCACGAGGGAUGGGAAGCUAAGGUCUUGCACCGGGAUAUCAAGGCGAGUAAUGUGUUACUUGACCAAGACAUGACCCCGAGGCUCAGUGAUUUUGGGCUAGCCAGGGUCCAUGUACACGGGCAGGUGGCUAGGACCACUCGUGUGGUGGGGACCGCCGGUUACUUGGCCCCGGAGGUGGUCAGGACAGGACGGGCAUCGACCCAAACAGACGUGUUCGGGUUCGGGGUUCUAGUUCUUGAAGUGAUGUCCGGAAGGCGGCCGGUGGAAGAAGGGAAGUCUCCAUUGGUGGAUUGGGUGUGGGAAUUGAUGGAAAGAGGGGAGAUUUCGAGAGCCCUCGACCCGAGGAUGAUGAUGUCGGGUGAGGUCGGGGUUGAGGCCGAGAGGGUAUUGCGAGUAGGGCUGAUAUGUACGCAUCCCGACCCGAGCAAGAGACCGAGGAUGAGGGAAGUGGUUCACGUGAUGGAAGGGGAUAAGGCCGAGAUUUUCGAGGCCGAGAGCGAGGGGAUCAUCGAGGCGUGGUUACUGAACAAGAUCGGGUCGAGAAACUCGCAGGAGUUUUGGUACGGAUCGAGUUUGCAUCCGACGAUAGAACAGAUCAGACAGUCUCAUUCCUCGUCCAUGUCUCUGUCUUCUUGGAACAGCGCCAUUGUUGAGGGCAGGUGAUUCAAAAACAGCAAGGCUUCAAAACCUUAUCAUUGGUUUUUUUUUUUUGGCUCUUUGCUUUCCGUUGAAGCUUUUUUUUUUUGUACAUAUGGUUUCAUUGGUUCAUCUGGUUCUGUUUUUUUUUUCGCAAAAGAAACAUGGCUUGUUUCACCCACGUUUUUUUUCCAUUUUUUUUUGGGUAAAAGAUAAGGUUCCUCUCA